Toxorhynchites rutilus septentrionalis is the source of this 1011-nucleotide messenger RNA. RefSeq lists its product as uncharacterized. The record is from RefSeq and is a predicted model, not a curated record. Lineage: Eukaryota; Metazoa; Arthropoda; Insecta; Diptera; Culicidae. The transcript is spliced from 2 exons. Gene Ontology annotation, molecular function: protein binding. Gene Ontology annotation, biological process: N-glycan processing. Bases 142 to 867 code for a protein of 241 amino acids. Gene Ontology annotation, cellular component: glucosidase II complex.
UUUUGGGAAAUAUGUAAACAAGAACAUCAAGGAAGUAAUAGACACGGAUCCGCAUAACUAACUCUAGAUAUCGGUUUUCUUUGGCAAAUUUGACUUACUUCCACUAUAUUGUGAAUUUGUUACUUCCAAAAACGGAACAUAAUGCGUAAAACAUGGGUGAAGCGGGACAACAUCUACUACAAACCGUUUUACAAGCAGAAGCUGAAGAUGACCUUGCUUGGAGUGGUGCUCAUGGCCAUCGUUUUCUUCGGCUAUCAGUUCUUCUAUAUCAGUCAGUUGCAAACGGAAUCGGGGACGGGUGCACUCGUCCGGAUUGAAAGUGCCAAACAUCAGGCUAAUAAUCAACGUGUUAAUUCGAUAGGAUAUGGAGCCGAAGAGGAAUCACCAGCAUCGGCCAGCGCGAGAGACGAAGGUGGUGGAGUGGCGCGACCGAAUGGCACCAACGGCAAAGUACUCAAAGGGCCUUCUGAUGAUAUCCGCUAUAUUUAUAUGGAGAAGAUUGGGAAUUAUGAGAAAAAAAUAUUAAGAGGCAUUCGGUUGAGCGAUUUGGAUUCAUACUCUGUGCGAACAUCGGUCGUGUUCCACUGUCUUACGAGCAGACGAGAGCUUGAUUGGGGCAUGGUGAACGACGACUAUUGUGAUUGCCCUGAUGACGGAAGUGACGAACCAAGUACAAAUGCCUGUGCAAAGGGUCGUUUCUACUGUCGGUUUCAGAAGCGUCACCGAACAGGAAGGGGCGGCUACACUUCAAUCCCUAGCGCGUGGGUUAAUGAUGGUGUUUGCGACUGCUGUGACGGUUCCGAUGAGUGGCAGCGUAAUGACAGUCGACACUGUCGAAACAAUUGUAAGGAAAAGUAUCCUUUCUGAAAGAACUGUGAUCAUUGUUCCCGCGCUACCACUACUACUAACACCACUCAUUAUAACAAAGACCGAUAUUUUGAAAGACUGGAAUGAAUGCUGAGCAUGGAUGAGAAACAAGAUUUAAUAAACUAUUCUAGAUUGAAUAUUUUC